Messenger RNA from Aspergillus pseudonomiae, 3105 nucleotides. RefSeq lists its product as uncharacterized. The transcript is spliced from 5 exons. Bases 1 to 3105 code for a protein of 1034 amino acids. Gene Ontology annotation, molecular function: protein binding; ATP hydrolysis activity; ATP binding. Gene Ontology annotation, biological process: regulation of DNA double-strand break processing. The record is from RefSeq and is a predicted model, not a curated record. NCBI's taxonomy places the organism in Eukaryota, Fungi, Ascomycota, Eurotiomycetes, Eurotiales, Aspergillaceae. Gene Ontology annotation, cellular component: site of double-strand break; nucleus.
AUGGUUUCGAGUCAAUCUGACGCAGCCGCUAUUGACCGUGAUUUGUUCGAUAGGCGCCUGAUUCGCGUGGCAUCCAAACGACAUGAUAGCUCGGGGUCACGUGCGAGGGGUAACCAGCAGUCCAACAUCGGCGGAGGCCCUGGGGGCGAUGGAAGGGAUGAUAAGGAUAAAAAGAAGGAUAAGCCCAGAUACGAACCACCUCCCCCUCCCACGACUCGUCUUGGACGUAAGAAGCGCAAGGCUGCCGGACCAAGCACAGCUUCCAAGCUCCCCGACAUCUUCCCAACCUCACGAUGCAAAUUACGAUACUUGCGAAUGCAACGAGUCCACGACCACUUGUUGCUAGAAGAAGAAUACGUCGAGAACAUGGAACGCUUACGCAAGACCAAGGCCCAAGCAGCACAGGAUUCCGUCAGCAGAAGCGAGUUCGAUAUCAUGGACCGGAAUGCAGACGAGAGGGGUCGCGUCGAUGAUAUGAGAGGCACUCCCAUGGGAGUCGGCAACUUGGAAGAGUUGAUCGACGACGACCAUGCCAUUGUUUCCAGCGCUACCGGGCCAGAGUACUAUGUUUCCAUCAUGUCCUUCGUUGAUAAGGACUUAUUGGAGCCUGGUGCCAGCAUUCUGCUACACCACAAGUCUGUCUCCGUUGUGGGUGUGCUCACCGAGGAGUCCGACCCAUUGGUAUCGGUGAUGAAACUUGACAAGGCACCAACGGAGUCUUAUGCGGAUAUCGGUGGUCUGGAGACUCAGAUUCAAGAGGUUCGAGAAUCCGUCGAACUUCCGCUGCUCCACCCUGAGCUGUAUGAAGAGAUGGGUAUCAAGCCCCCCAAGGGUGUCAUUCUCUACGGUGCCCCGGGAACCGGAAAAACGCUGCUUGCCAAGGCGGUUGCGAAUCAAACAAGUGCCACUUUCCUCCGGAUUGUCGGUAGUGAACUUAUCCAGAAAUACCUCGGUGACGGACCUCGUUUGGUGCGACAGAUUUUCCAGGUUGCUGCGGAACACGCUCCUUCCAUUGUCUUCAUUGAUGAAAUUGAUGCCAUCGGUACGAAGCGUUACGACUCUACAUCGGGUGGUGAACGAGAAAUUCAGCGUACCAUGCUUGAGCUUCUUAACCAGCUGGACGGUUUCGAUGACCGUGGAGAUGUCAAGGUUAUCAUGGCCACUAACAAGAUUGAAACACUUGACCCUGCUUUGAUUCGUCCUGGUCGUAUUGAUCGAAAGAUUCUCUUCGAGAACCCAGACCAAAAUACCAAGAAAAAGAUCUUCACCCUGCAUACAUCCAAGAUGUCACUCGGCGAUGACGUCGAUCUUGACGAGUUUAUCAACCAAAAAGACGAUCUUUCAGGUGCGGACAUCCGGGCAAUCUGUACCGAAGCCGGCUUGAUGGCUUUGAGAGAACGCCGAAUGAGAAUAGACCGCACCAAGCGGACAAAUGUGUCUGCCAAGGCUGCCGCCGAUGAUGACCAGGCGGGCUUGAUUAGCGACGAGCAAGCUAACGUUCAGACUGGAGCUGAAGAUCGAAAAGACAAGAGUGAAAGCGACAGCGAUAAUGAUUCUGAUGAUUCUGACUCUGACGAUGACGAUGACAAUGAGUUCCCUGUCUCGCAUGAGCUCGUCCUUAAAACUCAUGAGCGCGCCGUGACAACUCUCACAGUGGACCCAUCAGGCUCGCGUUUAAUCACAGGGUCAACAGACUGUACAAUUAAACUACAUGAUUUCGCUUCGAUGACCCCUUCGACGGUGCGCGCCUUCAAGUCCGUUGAUCCUACCGCGAAAAAACAGUCGGCUGCGCAGGAGGCGCAUUCCGUGCAUUAUGCUGCGUUCAAUCCCCUGUCGCCAAGCUAUGUCAUGGUCGUUUCUGCUACACCCCAACCGAGAAUCCUUGAUCGCGACGGCGAGACAGUUACUGAAUUCGUGAAAGGAGACAUGUACUUGAGAGAUCUUCAUAAUACCAAGGGGCAUAUAUCGGAGGUUACCAGCGCUGCAUGGUCUCCCACUGACGAGAACCUGUGUGCUACUGCCGGAUCGGAUAGUACGGUACGUAUAUGGGACGCCAAUAUCGGACGAUCACAGAAAGAAGUCAUAAUGCAUAAGUCAAGAGCGGCUGGAUCCGCUGGUCGGAGCAAGAUGACUGCUGUUGCAUGGGGCUCCCCAAAGCAAGGUGGACCUAAUGUGCUUAUUGCUGCUGCCCUUGACGGAAGUUUAAUGAUGUGGAGUGGCAAUGGACCAUUUACUCGGCCUAGUGGUGAGAUUCGGGAUGCCCAUACGCGUGAUACAUGGACCAGCGGGCUGGAUAUCAGCUCUGACGGAAGACUGGUUGUCACCAAGGGCGGAGACGACACCAUCAAGCUCUGGGAUACUAGGAAGUUCAAGCAACCGAUCACAACCGUGGCACACCCGUCAAGCUCCUCCCGAUACCCGACUUCGAAUAUUGUAUUCUCACCCACGUCCGCGAAUGUCCUCACGGGCUCGGAAACCGGCCAUUUACACAUUUUGAACCCCGCUACCUUAAGGCCGGAAUUGGUCACAUCGGUCACGCCGGGAUCGGCUUUGAUUACAGUUCAAUGGCAUGAGAAACUCAAUCAGAUCCUCACGGGCUCUGCCAAUGCUGAGACACAUGUACUUUACAACCCCGACAUGUCGUCCAAGGGUGCCGCUUUGGUUAUGUCCAAAGCACCCAAACGCCGGCACAUCGAUGAUGACCCGAACCUUACCAUGGAUCUUUCGCAAGGUAUCUCGGGUGACAACGUUGUCGUUGGAUCGAACGGUGUGCCCCAUUAUAGCUCAGCAACCUGGUCUUCCCGACACCCAACUGUUGGGCUCACGGCCUCGGGACGGCCCAGGGAUCCACGGAGACCCCAUCUACCAGCAACGACUCCCUUCGCCAAGUCACAGCCGGAUGAGAAGCAUAUUCGAGAGAAUAUUCCUCUCAGUUCAAUGCGCGAUGAGGAUCCCCGAGAAGCGUUGCUGAAGUACGCCGAGAAGGCCGAGAAGGACCCAGUUUUCACCAAGGCAUGGAAGGAGACUCAGCCGAAGACGAUAUAUCGGGAGAUUAGUGACGAUGAAGGCGAGCAAGAACCGGAUAAGAAAAGAGCUCGGCGAUGA